AUUUGAUUUGAUUUUAAAAAGUCUAUAUGCUUUCAGAAUGAAAGAGAGGGGGUAGGUACAUGAAAAACCAACCUGUAAUAAAACUGUCGUUUAAAGAAAUCUUUACAUAUGGGUUGCUCGUAAAAAAAAUAAAAUCACGAAAUGAUGUCUUGUCAAGCUUAUAACAACACUAAUUUAAACUUAGGAGGGUGGUAUCAAUGGAUGAAGAAUUACAGAAGCUAAGUAAUCAUAGAUUACUGAAUGUUUAAAAACAAAGAACGCGGAAAGCAUUAGCUUACCACCAGCGAAACGUCUUUAAGUGUGUAUGAAUCGGUAAAUGUUACAUUUAUUUGCAGCUAGCUUCAAAGUUUUCAUUCCGUGUGUUACGGCUAUGAUUUCUAAAAAUUUCAAUAUCGAAAUGCUCCAUUUGCAAUACUGUUUGGGCAACAUUUUGUUUAGUUUAUACAAAAAAGCAUAAAAAAUAUAGUGCCCGUCCAUUUGACCAAGUGUUCUGUUUACAAAACAAAGUAAAAGACGUGAUGAAAUAAGCAAGUGGAGUGCGACAAGUGUUUGAUGAUAUUUGAGACAUUGUCAGUUCCUUUUACACCUAGCAGUGUCAACAGAUACCUCAUAAAGGUAAAUGCUGCUUUUCAUGAGUGUAAUCUAGUUUUCAUCAAUAUGAAUGCUGUCUAUUGAUUUGUUGACGAAUGACAGAUUAGCUGGGAAGCUGUGUGGUCACGCUUGACAGAGAAAAAGGUCACAAAGAGUUUUUAGAUUUGCUGUUUUGAUGUCUUCUUACCUGGCGAAGGUAAACAAAGAAGCAAAAUGCCGAGGAGGAAUUGUGUUCUGUUCUUAAAGAAUCUCGUGGCAUUACGUCCCCUAUUCUUGGUGCCGAUUGCUUUUCUUGCCCCACUUCCACUCUUGGAUGACGGCGCGGUGGAGUCACGAUGUUCUUACGUUGUGGUGGUGAUGGCCAUUCUAUGGUUGACGGAAGCCCUGCCUAUUCCGGUAACAGCACUAAUGCCCGUAUUUCUCAUACCCAUGUUUGGCGUGCUCCCUGGAAAAAAAAUCUGUGCAGCCUAUGUAAACGACACGUCUAUGUUGUUCCUGGGCGGACUUAUUGUGGCUGUAGCGGUAGAAGAGGUCAACCUUCAUAAACGUAUAGCAAUGGCUAUCCUCUCCCUAGUCGGCUCCCAGUCCAAUCUAUUGAUGCUCGGGUUAAUGAUACCCACGUGGUUUUUGUCCAUGUGGAUCAGUAACACUGCAGCGACAUCUAUGAUGGUUCCAAUUAUAACAGCGUUAGCAACGCAGACAGUGGAACUGGAGACAAAUGAAAUCACUCAAAAUGGAGGUGUGAAAAACGAAGGAUUUGAAGACAUGGAAAUUGAUGAAAGUGGAAAAGAGAAUGAAGGGAAAAUUCCAAACGGAAAUACUACACAUAAUGGAAAUAAUGAUGUGAAGCAAUCGAAAAGAAAAGCAGCAGAAAUGAAGAAAAUGAGCAAAGGGUUUGCUUUAUGUGUUGCCUAUGCGGCAAAUAUUGGAGGCGUUGCAACGCUAACGGGCACGCCCCCAAAUCUCAUUUUGCAGGGACAAGCCAAUGAAUUAUACUCUGGUCGAGCUCCAGGGACGGAUAGCGGAAUCACCUUUGCUAAAUGGAUGGGAUUCGGGUUGCCUCUUUCUAUUAUUGUACUGGUGCUAGCCUGGAUUUGGCUCCAAAUUAUGUUUCUCGGCUCUUCAUGUUUCCGAAAACAAGACCCCGCUAAAAGAAAAGCAAUAAAGUUGAUCAUAGAUGAAGAAAAGAAAAAACUUGGACCAAUCAAAUUUGGAGAGGUUGUUGUUAUGGUUUUGUUCGGUAUUCUAGCAGCUCUAUGGAUCUUUCGUGAUAUUCCAGGUUUUGGUGGAUGGAAAGUUCUAUUCAAAGAGGAUAUUAAUCAAGAAUCUUUUGUCCGUGACUCAACAGCAGCCAUGUUGAUUGCAGUCAUGUUGUUCUUACUACCGGCGCAUCUACCGGAAGUGACUUGCUCUAACAAGUACGAAGUUUCAGAACAGGAUCGUAAACCGAGAUACCGCCCGAUUCUUACAUGGAAGAAGACCGUUGUUAAGGUUCCCUGGGGAGUUAUCAUUCUUUUGGGCGGUGGGUUUGCCUUGGCCUCUGCUACUUCCGCCUCCGGUUUGUCAAAGAGAGUUGGUUGCAGCCUGAGAGUUCUUGACAACUUUGAGCCCUGGGUAAUGAACCUGAUUUUGUCCCUUGCUAUUGCUGCCGCUACAGAAAUCACCAGUAACAGUGCCACAGCCACGAUCCUUAUGCCAAUAAUGGCGGAACUGGCUGUUAAUACAGGUUCUCAUCCUUUAUAUCUGAUGAUUACUGCAGCUGUUGCAUGUUCAUUCGCCUUCAUGCUUCCGGUUGCCACGCCCCCAAACGCCAUCGUUUAUUCCACCGGAUACAUCAAGAUUCCAGACAUGGCUUUGGCUGGUCUAAUGAUGAACGCAAUAGCUGUUUUGAUUCUAAACCUUGGAAUCAACACAUGGGGAAAGGCUCUUUUCGACCUUGACAGAAUUCCAGAAAUUUUUGGAAACUCCACAAAGAGUUCUUGCGACGUUGUGGGGAGCACCGCGGCCCCCUUAUUGAGCAACUUCACCACAUCCUUAAUUAACAACGCCGUAAACAUGACCACAGAAAGUUCGAAUCUCUCACUUGCUGGAUAAGUUUAUAGAUGACUUGAACUUGAACUUGAACCUCAUUAAUUAGCUGGAAAUGAGGUAACAUGGGUUUGAUUUCAUGAAUGCUAUUUCUACAACGAUAGACUUGCUACUUGUCCUAAAAAAUUAAUCUUGUGUUAGAACUUAACAUUGAAGAGUUUUUGAUUGCUUAAUUUUUCAGUUUUUUUUUUAACCAUAUCUUUCUGUUUUACUGACAUCUAAUCUUUCAUAACUCGAAAUCAAGAAUUUUCCCAAGAGGGAAACAAUACAUAAAAAGCGAUCAAAACAUGUUUUGAAGAUUUUUUUCAUUUGUUAGAUGCAGAGCAAAAAGGCUUAAGUCUUAGAGUAAGGUAUGACAUAAUUUAGCUUUGAAUGUUUAUACAUGUGCCUUAAUUCACUUUCUGUAAAUACGUGUAAGAAGUACUAGUAUGAUUCAGUUUUCUGUUGUUGUUACUUUUUUGCAUUUGCAUAUUUUGUAUGUUGUUGUUAAUGAAUUUUUAAAUGAAUAUAUAUCUUUGUUAAGAAUCCAAGAACUGAUGACGUGUUCCUAAGUGUUUAUAUUUUACUUUCUUUAUAAAAUCUACAAUUUUUAUUUGUACUUUUUAUCAAGAACCAAUGUGCAAUAAAAGUAUUGAUUGAAACCAAAA
Saccostrea echinata is the source of this 3326-nucleotide messenger RNA. Its product is annotated as Na(+)/citrate cotransporter-like. Lineage: Eukaryota; Metazoa; Mollusca; Bivalvia; Ostreida; Ostreidae. Gene Ontology annotation, cellular component: membrane. Gene Ontology annotation, molecular function: transmembrane transporter activity. The record is from RefSeq and is a predicted model, not a curated record. Gene Ontology annotation, biological process: monoatomic anion transmembrane transport. The coding region runs from base 805 to 2685 and encodes 626 amino acids. The transcript has 14 exons.